AACUCUGGCUAGAGAACAACACCUGUGGAGUUUCACACACAAACACGCAUACCCAAGUGACUAUGAAGUUGACUAUCCUGAUCUGUGUAUCUGUUGUCAUUUGCCUCUCUGUGGCAGAGCCACAGCCCCGAGAGGCCAUAUGUUCUGAGUCCGAUAAUAAUGGCCUGUGUUCCCGCGAAUACAAUCCAGUGUGUGGAGAUGACGGCAUAACAUACUCAAAUGAGUGCAUGCUUUGCUGGGACAACAGUGUCCGUAACCAGAAAGUCAAAGUAAUGUUCGAAGGAAAAUGUGAGAUCCCCUGAACUCACUGCUGUUACAGCUAUAGCAUCCAGAAUGGCUUUCCAGUUGGAAUACAUUAAAAACCAGCUGAGCAUGAUGCUCCAUCAUAGAUUAGCCUGUAAACCUCUUUAAGGUUAUACACUAUUGGAACUUUAUGAAACAAUGCCUUAUCAUGUAAUGUAAAGCAAUAAAAAAAAUCAAGCAUUUAA
Messenger RNA from Myxocyprinus asiaticus (Chinese sucker), 488 nucleotides. RefSeq names its product serine protease inhibitor Kazal-type 1-like. The record is from RefSeq and is a predicted model, not a curated record. Gene Ontology annotation, molecular function: serine-type endopeptidase inhibitor activity; protein binding. The transcript is spliced from 4 exons. NCBI's taxonomy places the organism in Eukaryota, Metazoa, Chordata, Actinopteri, Cypriniformes, Catostomidae. Bases 63 to 302 code for a protein of 79 amino acids.